Penicillium arizonense is the source of this 903-nucleotide messenger RNA. Its product is annotated as aromatic alcohol reductase. The transcript has 2 exons. The record is from RefSeq and is a predicted model, not a curated record. Bases 1 to 903 code for a protein of 300 amino acids. Lineage: Eukaryota; Fungi; Ascomycota; Eurotiomycetes; Eurotiales; Aspergillaceae. Gene Ontology annotation, molecular function: oxidoreductase activity.
AUGGCCCUCCGGAACAUCGUCCUUGCAGGCGUAAGCGGCAACCUCGGCCCGGCCAUCCUGUCCGCCGUCUCCUCCUCCCCAUCCAUCAACGUGACUGUCUUCACCCGGCCCGGCUCCUCGCCCACGGUGCCCUCCGGCGUCAAAACCGUCGAAGUAAAUUAUGACUCCGUCGACGACCUAACCAAGAAUCUCAACGGCCAAGACGCCAUCGUCUCAACAAUCCCGCCCACCUCCGCGACCGCCCAAACAAACCUUAUCCACGCCGCUGUCGCUGCCGGGGUUAAGCGCUUCCUCCCCUCGGAGUUUGGGUCAGAUCUGCAUAACCCGCUCAACCGGGCGGCACCAGUGUAUGCCGAUAAAAUCAAAGUGCAGGAGUUGCUAAGCUCCCUGGCUGCGGAGGGGAAGAUUACCUACACGGUCGUGUAUAACGGGAUGUUCCUGGACUGGGGACUCCAGUUUGGGUUUCCCGUUAACCUGCGGAAGAAGACUGCUGUGUUGCAUGAUGGCGGGGAGAGGUUAUAUACCACAACCACCCUGGCGGGUGUGGGGAAGGCCGUUGUGGGUAUUCUGAGUCAUCCCGAGGAGACGAAGAAUCGGGUCGUGAGGGUUGGAGAGGCCGUUACGACAAUCAAGGAGCUUCUAGCCCUGUCGCAGGACAUUGUGGGGGGUGAGGAGUGGACGAUUACAAAGCCUGAUACAGCUAAGGAGGCUGAGAAGGCGCUUGUGAAGAUUAAACAGGGGGUAUUUUCGCACGAGACUAUCUUGCCGUUUAUUUAUAGGGCUGUUUGGGGGAAGGAGAAUGGGGGACAUUUUACCACCACGGAUAAUGAGUUGCUUGGAAUUAAGGAACUCGACAAGGAAGGUCUGCAGAAGGUUAUUCAGGAUGUUGUUGAUGGGAAAUAA